Messenger RNA from Debaryomyces hansenii CBS767, 630 nucleotides. RefSeq lists its product as uncharacterized. The transcript has a single exon. NCBI's taxonomy places the organism in Eukaryota, Fungi, Ascomycota, Pichiomycetes, Serinales, Debaryomycetaceae. The record is from RefSeq and is a predicted model, not a curated record. The coding region runs from base 1 to 630 and encodes 209 amino acids.
AUGACUGUCGAUUUGCAAAUAGAAGCUAAGCAGGAACUUACUACACACCCUAUCUUUCUAUCAUAUUCAGGAAAAUAUGAGAAACAUACUAGAGAUAAUAAUCAACCGUUAAUACAAGAGAAUAUCUGGCCCAUACUUACAGGAGAAACGCUUAUUGGAACCGGCAAGAUCAACUAUAGAGGAGAUUCUAUGUACAUGAUAGAUGAUAAGUAUCUUGGUUCUGAAAAUGAUAUUGAAGAAUUAGGUCCCCAAGAUAAUAAUAGAUCGUACACUUUUUUUCACUUGGGCCAUAGAUUAUCCGGUCAUGAGAAGAUAAUACAUGGCGGUCUAUUGGCUACAAUGCUAGAUGAAUUGACUUGUAGAUUAGCCUUUCAAAAUAAUCAUUCCGGAUCCGGGGUUACAGCUAACUUAAACAUUAAUUAUAGACAACCAUGUUUUGUAAACACUUUUGUUUUAAUUAAAUGUGAGGUGUUACGUAAAGUGGGCAGAAAGUGCGUUGUAAAGGGACAUGUCUACAAGGUUGAUUUGGACGACGAAAAUGUGGAAGUUGAACGGUCUGAGAAUUUGUUGACCGAAUGUGAAUGUUUAGUUAUCGAACCUAAAUGGGUUAAAGAAUUAAAACAUGAUUAG